AUGUCGGAGUCUGGAGAGCGAGAUCCCCACCGGUCAUCGCUUGGUCGGCCGACCAGCCCGCAGGACAUUGUUCAACGGCCGCACCCUCUGCGCGAACGGUCCCAGUCGCAGAACAACACUCUCGCCAUCCGCAUCGUGCCUUACACGCCGCCGAGGCUCGAUGCCCAAGGUCGCAGUGCCAGCCAAUCUUCUGCAAAUCCUCAUGCACCAGAAGCCAGAUCUUGUUCUGGAAACGAUGGCGAGCAGGGGACCGGUCCAGCUCGCACCAUCUGGGCCAGGAGGGCCAGCGACAGGACAGAGCGGCCGUCUGGCAGCCAAGCGUCGGCAUUGUCCUCGCCCUCGUCCUCGGCGACUUCAUUGGCGAGGUCGUGGGAAGGGGUUGGAGGCGUUUCAGCAUCGAAACCCGCUACUGGCCCGACACCACAGCCAGCCCCUGGUCCAAGACCCCGGUCGGAUUUCAGCAAUAGCAGCGCAGUUAAUGCUGCUGCUGCCGCCGCCGCCGCCACCGAUGUCCAGUCUGAUGACGACCAAGAUGGCCAAACCGGUCCAGCCUCGCCCACGGCUUCAGCUGAGAAGCUUUUAUCCCGCCGUCGUAAUUUCAUUGCCGUCCACGCCGACAAGACCUUUUCGCUCGUGCCGCGCCGUCCGUCCUCCGACGCCGCCCGCAGCAGCCUCCAGUCACCCCCCCUCUCCCUUUCCACGGUUCGCUCCUCGAGCUCGCAUGAACGUCUCUCAUCUGAUGCGUUCAGCGACGAUCGCCCGAGCUCUCCCGGCACCACCGCUACCUUUGCCGACCUCUCCCUCUCCCCAUCCACCCCCUCUCCCACCGCCUCCACCACGCAAUUAGCUGAGGAUCCUAUACCCGCCUCGCCCGGAAACGAUCGCAUGGUCGGCGGCCUUCGAAAGGUCCCCAAGACACCAGAUUCCAGGCAAAAGAAGGCUGUCACGUACUCGGCUGCCGCCCAGGAGACGCCGCUUGCACCACUGCCCGAGGCAUCGUCGCCCGAGGACUUUGAGCACACGACAUUGGCGGAGCAAGGGGAUUCAUCGCCGCCGCAAGCACCCGAGGAUACGCCGCCGCGUCUCGUGAUACCAAAAGACUCGUUCACUUCUGAAGAGUCGACGUCGACCCUCUCCGAGACAACAAACUACAAGGUCUACGAGUACAGUCCAUCUCCCGGUGCCCAGGAUUCGACCGACAGCAUCCGGCCACCGUCUUCAAACGACUCCAACGUCCAGCUCCUGGGAGAGUCGUCCCCCGCCGCGCCCGUCUGGGAAAGCAGCCCGAUCUCGAUCCGAACGCCGGCCAGCGACCAGAACUACGUCGUCCACGGCGACCCUUCUCCGGCGCCCUCUUUCGGCACGGUAUCGCGGGAGCCACGACCGACAUAUUCGCAGGAGAGCUUGCUGGUGCCCCCCUUACGGACAGCCCGGAGGAGAUCGCCCGACAAGUACGGGUACUACAAGUCGAGGUCGAGAGAAUCGCUGCGCCGCACCGGCUCGAUCAAGUCGAUCAGGUCCAUCUCCUCCAUCAUCAGCGAGGAAGCGAACCAGCCCAUCUUUGCCGGCCCGGCGCUCAUCAACUUCCGCGGCGGCCCUUCUACCCCGAGCGCGACCGGCAACCCAGACCAGCCGGACGCAUGGGAGGCGACCCCGCCAGCUCAGACCGCCCCCGCCCCGGCCGAACCGCAGCGGAGAGUCCAGAUGGUAGAGUCCCACCCGCACCAAUGGAGUUCGCAGCUCUCCACCGUCAUGUCCGAGGACGAGGAGGACAGCCCGCGCGGCAGCGGGUCGCGCUCCGCCCGGUCCGCCUCGCUCCUGUCCGCCACGCCGAGCGCUAACAGCCACCGCCGGCGCAGCAGCGCGGGCUGGGCCAGCAGCACGCACAGCAGGCAGAUGCUGAGCAUCUCGUCCUCGCUCGCCGCCCAGCUCGAGGAGGGCGAGUCCCUGGCCCGGUCCUCCUCCGCCGCCGCCACCCACUCGCGCAGCAACUCGCUCGACCGGCCGCAGCCGGCCUACGUGCGCGGCAGCGGCAACGGCGGCGGCGGCGGCAGCCCGCGCAUCAUGGUGCGCGACCAGGACGAGUACGGCGACGGCCUGGCGGACCUGAACCAGCACCCGUCGCGGACGGGCCUCAGCGGCUUCUUCGCGAGCAGCGCCAACUCGUCGAGCCGCAACCUGCACUCGUCGGCGAGCUCGUCGUCGCGCGCCAACAGCUUCACCUCGGGCGCCAACAUCCCCGCCUGGGCGCGUCUGUACUACGGCUCGGGCGAGCAGCGGCGCCUGAUCGGCGCCCCGAGCAUAUCGGAGGAGUCCGAGGACGGCGGCAGCGGCGGGCCUUACGGCCCCGCUCCCCUCCGGCGCGUCGGCAGCUUCCGGUCCGACGGCAGCCCCAGCGCGGACCACUUCCCGCUCAACAUCUACAGCAAGCGCAAGCGCGCCAAGCAGGCCAUGGUCGGCGCCGGCGGGCCCUUCUCGGACUCGUCGACCAACAUGGUGCUGCCCGUGGGCGAGGCCGCGACGGCGGCGCCGGCGGGCGACUACUACUACUACGAGGGCGGCGGCGGCGGCGGCGGGGCCCGGCAGCCCAGGCACAAGACGAGCUCCAUCUGGAGCCCGCACCUGCGGUUCGACCGCCGCGCGAGCCGGUACAGCAUCUGGGAGCCGCCGAGCGUCAGCUGGAGCGCCGAGAGCGGGCUCAUGGGCCGCCGCAACGCGCAGGUCGUGCUGUUCAUGGCGGGGUUCAUAUUCCCCUUUGCCUGGAUGAUCGCCGCGUUCCUUCCCCUGCCGGCCAAGUCGCAGUCCCAGCAGAUGCUGGAGCGCGCCCAGGGCGAGUUCGGCGUGCCCGAGGCCUUCAAGCAGCAGCUCCUGACGGCCGAUGAGGUGCGGUACCAGAGCGCCCGGUGGUGGCGCAACCUGAACCGCUGCAUGGCCUUUGUCGGCCUGCUCAUCCUGGGCGCCGUCGUGGCGCUCGUCGUCAUCGGCGUCCGGCAGGGCUGGGGGCUGGGACGGUAG
This is a messenger RNA of Thyridium curvatum, 3015 nucleotides long. RefSeq lists its product as uncharacterized. The record is from RefSeq and is a predicted model, not a curated record. NCBI's taxonomy places the organism in Eukaryota, Fungi, Ascomycota, Sordariomycetes, Thyridiales, Thyridiaceae. The coding region runs from base 1 to 3015 and encodes 1004 amino acids. The transcript is spliced from 2 exons.